Ostrea edulis (European flat oyster) is the source of this 7290-nucleotide messenger RNA. RefSeq names its product mucin-2-like. Lineage: Eukaryota; Metazoa; Mollusca; Bivalvia; Ostreida; Ostreidae. The record is from RefSeq and is a predicted model, not a curated record. Bases 247 to 5718 code for a protein of 1823 amino acids. The transcript has 17 exons.
GGUUGCAAUUUUUGUUUGCCUUUAAAUACCCUUGUAAUUGGCGAAAAUACGAAGAAUUUGGCAAAGGUUUGCAACAAUCGUAGCAUACUUUUUUGGUGGGGUUAGUUUUAGAAAGAUUUCAGAGAAUCUCUCAGAAGAUGACUCUUUGUGUAUGUUAAAUAAUUGUGGACCCCGUUGUUUACAUGUGCACGUGCUUAAUCAAUCUGAUAUUCAUUGGAAUGAUAUUGUCAGAUUUAUAAUAUUCUAAUGGAUGUUGAGGAACAGGAUCUAGGAUGGCACUAUGAUGGGUUUUACACUUUCAUCGAUACCCAGUCCUAUAAGAACCCGGAUGGAUUUUCCAGCGUCAGCCAUUCCGAGUCGGUACAGGAGAAGAACACCCGGCGCUCCCGGCUGAUUAAGAUUUCCGUCUUCUGGAUGGUCGUCCUAAUGCUCGCUCUGAUAAUUUUCAUUAUCUACAUAUCCAAUUACAGAGAUUCCAAGAUUAGAUACUAUACUUCCGAAAUAACAUUGACGAUCAAACAAGAUUACACGGCAACGUUAGGAAAUAAAAAUUCGCAGGAAUACAGGGAAUUGACGUCACAGCUGUGUUCUCAGAUGGAAAAGACAUUUAAGAGAAGUAAUUCAUAUGGUAGCAAUUACCAGUUCUGUGAGGUGAAGAACCUGAGAUCUGGUAGUAUUAUUGUGACAUUCAUGUUGUACUUCACCGACACAGUUGAUGUGACAAAUGAAGAAGUAUAUAGAAUCAUUAACUCUUCCAUUACCGUUGUAAAUUCUACGACAAUCUUUGCGGAAUAUGUUAUCGACGCGGCCGAUAUCUCUAUAUCAACAACAAUAGCUGUAUACGGGAGAGAUCCCCUACCCUAUCUGAUAUCUAACAGCGUGCUUCCAGUCACUCAAAUUCCAAGUUCAACGGUGCCAGAAACAACCGUUGAAACAACUUCACCACAAUCAACAUCUGGAACAAGCCCAACGCUCUCAACAUCUACAACCACCCCAACGACCUCAAUAACAUUUAAAACCACCCAAUCGACCUCAACAACAUCUACAACCACCCCAACGACCUCAACAACAUCUAAAACCACCCAAUCGCUCUCAACAACAUCUGGAACAACCCCAAUGCUCUCAACAACAUCUGGAACUAUCUCAACUCUAUCACCAACACCUGAAACUACGUCUACGGAAACAAAAUCCAACUCAGAACCAUCAACAGCUGUUACAGUUCAAACCUCCUCAACGACAACAUCUGCUGUUCAAAACACUAUUCCAUUUUCUACAACAGUUCAGAAGACUUCAUCACAAUCAACAACAGUUAAGGUCACUUUAAUAGCCUCAACAACACAGCAAACCACCUCAGCAUCAUAUACAUCACUUACAGCCACAACAAAUCCAUCAACAACUGUUCAAACUACAUCUCCUGAUAAUCAGACCAUUUUACAAUCUUCAACAACGGUUCAUGGAGCUCCAUCUACUACGACACAAGAGACGUCAACAACAUAUCCAACACUUACGUACAUAUCAACAUCAUCAGGAACAGUUGACACUACAUCAACACCAUCAUCUACUAAAACAACGUCAACUCUUUCAUCGACAGUUCAGUCCACGUUACCACUAUCCUCAACAGUUCAAACCACUUCAUUAUCAUCAACAGCAGCUCGGACCAUGAUCACGUCAUUAACAACAGCUGGUACCACUUCCUCAGCAGCAGACCAAUCUAUGACUACAGAAAAUACACCUUCAUCAUCGAGUACAACAAGAACAGCUGCAGAAACAAAAGAAGCAGAAAUAACAACUGAAUUAAGCACUACCACAGAGGACGCAUUGACUACUACAACACUUAUAACAUCCUCAACACUACCGCCAGAUACAGCACAAUCUGUUUCAACACCAACCACAUCAACACCAACUACAACAGAAACACUGAAAAUAUCUACCACAUCACCAACACCAAUUACAACAGAAACACUGAAAAUAUCUACCACAUCACCAACACCAAUUACAACAGAAACACUGAAAAUAUCUUCCACAUCACCAACACCAAUUACAACAGAAACACUGAAAAUAUCUUCCACAUCACCAACACCAAUUACAAUAGGAACACCAUCAACAUCAACCACUUCAUCGACAACUAAAACAGAAUUACCAACACCAACUACAACAGAAACACUGAAAAUAUCUACCACAUCACCAACACCAAUUACAACAGAAACACUGAAAAUAUCUACCACAUCACCAACACCAACUACAACAGGAAAACCAUCAACAUCAACUACUUCAUCGACAACACAAUCUGUAUCAACAUCAACCACAUCACCACCGACAACUACAACAGAAACAGUGACAACAUCAACAACAUUCCCAACGACUUUAUCCACAACAGAAAUACUGACAUCGACAACAGUAACAUCUCAAGCUUCCCCAUCUACGACAAAAACACUGACAUCAAUGCCAAAAACAUCGCCCACUUCCCUAUCUACAACAGAUAUACUGACAACAUCAUCACCAUUAACAACUCGAGCGUUCCAAUCAACUACAUUAGAAACAUUGACAACAUCACCAACAUCCCCCGCUAGUAGAACAGAAACAACAACUAUGUCUUCUCUUCCAACAGAAACAUCAUCUGCUAGUCCUUUCUCAAUAUUUUCUACCUUAACACAAUUUACAGAUACAACAUUAACAUCCACUCAAAAGCCCACGGAGAAUUUAUCAAUAACAACCCCUGAUAAUACAACAUACACCUCUCUACCAACUCAAACGUCAAACAAUACAAAAGAAUUAAUUACUUCCGUCACUGUAGAACCAACAACGAAAUCAACAACAGAAAAUCUAGAUUCAUCGUCUACUAAAGUCACUACACCACAAUCAACAGCCGAAAAUCUAGAUUCAUCGUCUACUAAAGUCACUACACCACAAUCAACAACAGAAAAUCUAGAUUCAUCGUCUACUAAAGUCACUACACCACAAUCAACAACAGAAAAUUUAGAUUCAUCGUCUACUAAAGUCACUACGUCACAAUCAACAACAGAAAAUCUAGAUUCAUCGUCGUCUUACGUUACUACAUCACGAUCAACAACAGAAAACAUUAUACAAACAACACAGAUAGCAUUGUCAACAACGAACACAACAGACAACUCGACAUUGACAUCAGAAACACCUCCUGGCACUACAACAAUGGUUACGGAGACAACAACAGGUGCUCCUAUCAGCACAGCCAACAUAUCAUUCCCUAGUGUGACGGUCCUUGCUAGAGAGGACUUGGUGUUAGAGUGCACAAUUGACGUGGUGGAGAAUUGGGACACAGUAAUUGCUAGCCGGGAACUUGGUACAAGUUCGUCUGUACUCGCAUUACUCUCAAGUAAUGGCACAGAAUCACACCCUACGAAGAGUGAUUUAACAAGUGUAACCUUUACACGACAUACUGACAGAAUAACAGUUGUAUUUCACGUCAAGUUAGCUACAGCAGUAAUAUGCCCGUCACUCUUACGAUUCAAAUGCGGGAUAACAAUGGCGGACAUUGCAGAAACAGUUAUAAUGAAGAUAAGCGACGCUGAGAUCACUGCGCCCAUCAAUAACGUAACGCUGGAUAUGAAGACAACGUAUUACAGCGGUGAAAGAGUGGAACUGACCUGCAGGACGACAACCGACUAUGAAUAUGGCCAAAUUUCCCUAGAAGUCCGACUACCCGACGGCUCCGUGCUACAAGACCCCGCAAAGCGGAGCAUGUAUGAGUCACCUAGAAAUAGUGACUGCUCUGUGGAUUUUGAGUGGAACUAUAAAACUAGUUUUCCCAUGGAGCUAGCUUUGAAUGGUUCUGUGAUACGUUGUAUAGCAUCAAACACACUGCUGAAUAAAACUGCUGUCGCAUCGGAAGUGGUUACUGUGUUGCAGUCAGAUGUAUCUUUUACACAAUAUCAUGUGGCAGCUAAACCUGGAGAGCGUGUUAGUAUUCAUUGUCAGACGAGCGUGGCGACGUCAGCAAUAAACUCUAUUUCAAUUUACAAAAUAUCCAAUAACACAAACGCUACCAUAGCAAACUAUGCCAAUGGAGUACUUACCGAUAGUCCAGGAAGAUCAGUAACCUUUGAGGAUGGAGAGUUAAAAGUGGAAUACAUUAACCUACAGUGUAGUGAUGAAGGACAAUAUUUCUGUACCGUUACGACCGGAAGUUCUGUAAUUGCCUCUCCUCUCCCCCUGACCUUACAACCCACAGUUGAAGCUGGAUCUACCCCUGUCUCUCUGUCACUACAUGUCGACGUUGUGGAGGACACAUUCCACUACACCUCAGAACACUCCUGCUCCGGAGAGGUUGGAUACCCGGAUGUCAGUGGCUUUCUCUCCCUUACAAUAUCUAAUCCGACCACAGGAGAAACCGCUAUAUUUAACGAAAAAGUGAUUUCAGAUGCCAUGAAAGUCUACGAUUCGAGUGUAUCCUCUUCCCUAUAUCUCUAUAGCGUUCUUCUUGCUGAUGGGUUAAUGUUGCUGGUAAAGGAGAACACAACACGUCAGGAAAGUUGCUCAUCUACUCAUUCGCUGAAGUUCUACCUUAAUGCAUCGAGGGAAUGGAACGAAGGUAAAAUCAGGUGUGAGAUUCAGACAGAAGAUGCUUCCGUUCAGUCAAGUGUGGUGGAAGAAACACUUUAUGUGAUUCCAGUUGAUGUAUGUGAACAAUUCAAUGAAACAAAGGUUUUCUUCAUUGAUCAUGAAAAAUUCGAUAACUGCAACACAUACAUUCAGUGUGAGAAGAACCAACCUCACGGAAGAAAAUGCGCAGUUCGUCAAUGUGUAUACAUAGGGAAGGCGUAUUGUGAUGACUGCAGCCGCGCAAUAUGUACAGAGAGUCCAACGACCCCCAUUUCGACAACAUCGACCUCCACAUUGUCCACAACAGUAACGAAAGCAGCCAAAUAUGUGGAGUGUACAUCGUCAUCCGUGUACCAGAAUGAAUUAGCCAGUAUCAGCUGCCACCUCAAUGUAUCAACAUUUCAUUCUCUUAAUGUGUCCAAAAACCAGGUCAUCAUUGCAUUCAUCAGGUCUGACGGAACUGUAGCAGUUUUACCUGAGUACUCCGAUAAACUCCAUGUAUCAUUUUCCCUCUCAGCCCAACGUGUGGAUGUGUCUAUUCCUUCAAUGUCUUGUAGCGAUGAUGCGAAAUAUUCCGUUGUAAUGGAGAUUGAAAAUGAAGACACCAUUGCUACAACUUUUGCAAUCGUGAUGAAAGUGAAACCUAAUCCGCCCCUAAUCACCCUUCAUGCCGAUCUGAUAGACGGGCAAAAUCAAAGGACGCAUUCGUGCACAGGAGAUGUUGGUCAUCCGGUUGGAGAACUAGAAAUUCAAAUAAAGCGUCCCGGUGAAACGGAGUUCAAGAAUUAUCACCCAGCCAAUCAGAAGAGGGUGUACUCCUUGUCUUCUAAGAACUGUAGCAAUGUUCAGACGAUGAAUUUUUCAAUAGACCUCACAGCGGAUAGUUGGAGUAACGUAACAGUCAGAUGUGUAGCCUUCAAUCCAGAGUCAUUAAACAGCACAGAUAUUGUUCCAAGUUCAACAGAAUAUACCAUAUCGAGUGUACCAAGUGAUUACUGCAGCAAUAAAAACUCUACCUACUAUGAGCAGCACCCCAUGGGCUGUCCAUACUACGUGUGGUGUGUCACGGGAAGACCGUACGGUUAUGUGUGUGCUACAAAGAAUCUGUGUAUCAACACCGAAUCUGGUCACUGUGUCUAAAUUCCGUGAUCAAAAGAGUGAACAUGAGCUCGUCCGACCGAUGUUAUAUUUUCAUGUAUCUUGGGCAUAAUGCAGUUUGUACACCAUGUUUAUUUUCAGUGCAUUUAUUCAAUGUUUGUUAGGGUAGAGUCCUAUGACUGUGAUGCUGGUUUAACUCUCUUGAUUUGCAUUAAGUUUUUCAUAUCAUGGUUAUUUAAUCUCAUGUGAUAAUCAAGUUAUAUAUAUAUAUUUUUCCAAUACACAAAACCAUUUACAAUGUUUCAAAAUGCUAGACUAAUUUUAAUGAUGUUGAAAUUCUGACCUUUCUUCUUCUUCGCACCUCCAAUCUGCUGUUUUCUGAGGUAUGGAACACUGAAGUACAAAGAGUCCAGCAGACCAUUCUACUGAAUAUGAGCUCGUACGACAGAUGCUAUAUUUUCAUGUAUCUUGGGCAUAAUGCAGUUUGUACACCUUGUUCAUUUUCAUGGCAUUUAUUCAUUGUUUGUUACGGUAGACUCCCGUGACUGUGAUGCUGGUUUAACUCUCUUGAUUUGGUUUUUAAAUUAUUUGAAAAUCAGUUUUAUACAUAUAAAAAAUUCAAAACACAAAACCAUUUAUAAUGCCUCAAGACGCUAAACUCAUUUUCAUGAUGUCGAAAUCCUGACCAUUUUUUCUUCACACCUUUAAUUUGUUGUUUUAAGAAGUAUGGAAUACUUAAGUACCUGUUAUGUAGAAGUAUACAACGGAACAAUAACAGAGUCGGCAAUGUUCUAAAGCAUCAAACUACUUAGACCAUUUGGUCCUGUUAAUUAUUUCCACACCUGUAAUCUGUUGUCCUUGGAUGUGGGAGACACUCGGGUACCUGUUGUGUACAUGUAGUGGUCUACAGAACUUGAAAAGUACACUGAAAUUAUAAAGUAAGUGUAUCAGUAAACACUGUAUUGCACGGGAACACUAUCAUUACUUUAUUCAAUAAACAUUGACCAAUCACAUAGAACUGAAUUUAAUUACUACUGUUAUGCUGUCCAUUUUUUAUAAGAAUAUCAAAUACUAUUCGAAGAAACCGGUUUUCUCAUGUCCUGCAGCUUUGUUAUUUUUCUUGGCAAUUAACAAUAGAAUACAUAUUGUUGGUUGAAAAUUGUCAUUUAUUAAUGACAAUUGAAGAAGUUGACAACUUAUUUACAACCCCUAUAAUAGAGAGAUCCCCGAGUACCAAAACUACAACUCAGACAACCUAAACAAGAAUGACAUUGGGAUAUCCCUAAUUUUUAUAAAUCUUGUUAAAUACAAACAUAAUGAAAUAUAAAAAUAAGGUGGCACCUUAAAAUUUAUCCAUAAAAUGUAUGCUGAUUAACUGCACAGUUGGUGGUUUUGUUUUAUGUACAUGCAUUAUCUAUUAUCGGCCGCCAGGAGGAGGGCGAUUAUAUAUUAUGGUUUUAGAGAAACAUUUGUGAUGUACUGCCGGCCUAUGAAAUAAUAAACUUAAUCAUAUAUAUGCAAACCCAUCAUUAUCAUUUGAUUAUUUUAUUGAAUUGAAUUAUAUAUAUUUAUAAUCAUGAUUUAAAAAAAAAAUAAACAAUAACGUUCAGUGUC